This is a messenger RNA of Etheostoma spectabile (orangethroat darter), 8963 nucleotides long. It is a transcript of the gene sema6bb, whose product is annotated as sema domain, transmembrane domain (TM), and cytoplasmic domain, (semaphorin) 6Bb. Gene Ontology annotation, molecular function: semaphorin receptor binding; chemorepellent activity. Gene Ontology annotation, biological process: axon guidance; positive regulation of cell migration; neural crest cell migration. The record is from RefSeq and is a predicted model, not a curated record. NCBI's taxonomy places the organism in Eukaryota, Metazoa, Chordata, Actinopteri, Perciformes, Percidae. Gene Ontology annotation, cellular component: plasma membrane.
ACAAUAAGCCAUGAGUGGCUUGACCUUGACAUCAAGGGAGGUAUUUUUUUAAUUUUUUACAUGACGGCGCAAAAGUGAAACCCAAUUAGCCAUUAAUCAAUUCCAUUCCAGUCGCCGCAUAACUCUGCUUCAGGUUUUGGCACUAACAGGCUUUUGGUGUCUCUUGUGGAUGACAGCAGGGAGCAGUGCUGGAGAUGCUGUAGCUCACACAACCGCUAGAAGACAAACGCCGUGGUCCUCCCACCUUCCCAACGCUCCUGAGCGCAGCCCCAAGGAACAGGAACUAUUUUAAUAAACCGAUGAAUGGGACUUUGCCGUGCGCUGGAUCCUGAGCCUGGCUCUGUGUGCAAGUGGGGAGCAUAAGCGGACAGAGGGACAGUAUUUCCUUUCAGCGGGACCCGAGGUGGAAAAGACGCAGCAAUGACAGAGCAGCAGUGGUGCGCAGCGGCGAAAUAGACCAACUAUUGUGGGGACGGAAGAUUGAUAAAACAACUGGGCGAGCAACGAGAGCGGCAGAUGUAGCCUCAUUUCCAAACGUUGCAGCUGGUUUGGUGCCAGUGGUGGUGCUGGAUCGGUUAUUAUUGCGUUCUCCUUUUCAUCAUUCACUGCUCCCAGUCUUUCCAGAUUACUUGGGGAUCUCGGACGGCUGUCUGCGAGGGAGUAUUGCUGCAGAGACUAACGGGGAAUGCCAUGUGUCGUUGCGCGACAUAGAAGCUCUUUGUGGGCUGUUUUGCACCGGGGACAGGUGGUGCCGUGUGUGCGUGUAUGUGUGUGUUGAAAUAGAGCAGGGUUGGGGGGGAGGGCACGGACACACAACCCCUGAGACAGUUGUCUUAGGGGUGUCAGGCCGGCGUACGGGAUCAAUUUUUGCCAGAGACAGGUGCGACAGGGAGGAGUAGUUUGCAAAGAACCGUCACAGGAUCUGGUAACGCACUAACGAGCCUCCUCUCUCUUCUGAUCACUCUCGGAUUUUUUUUUCUUGUAUCCACCGGGUCUUACAAUCGACUCAUACUGCCGUUGCUCGGCGGCACCUUCCCCCGUAAAACCAGAGACUCCGCCCUUGUGUUGCUAUGGCGACCGUGGCACCGCCCUUCUUCCUACUGUGUUGCCUGCUCCGAAUGGCCAGCUCGGCGUUCCCCGAGGAACCGGGGCCCCUCAACUUCAUCCCCACUGAAGUGGUGAGAAGACACCCAGUGUUUCUGGGACGACCCCACCGAACAUGGCUGAGACAAGAGCCUCUACACAUCCAGAGGAUUCUCCAAGUCAAUCGGACACUCUACAUUGGAGCCAGGGAUGACCUUUUUCGCGUGGAGUUGGACAUCGUUGCAGGAGACGAGAUGUUCUAUAGCAAGAAAAGGACGUGGGAGUCGAACAAGAAUGACAUCAGGAUCUGCAGGAUGAAGGGCAAGCAUGAGGAUGAAUGCCGUAAUUUCAUGAAGGUGCUGCUCAGCAGAGAAGGAGGCCUGUUUGUGUGUGGGACCAACGCCUUCAACCCGUUAUGUGCCAACUACACUGGAGACACUCUUGAGAUGGUAGGAGACACGGUCAGUGGUAUGGCGAGAUGCCCCUAUGACCCCAAACACGCCAAUGUAGCUCUGUUUGCAGAGGGGAAUCUGUUUACAGCCACAGUGACAGACUUCUUGGCCAUCGAUGCGGUGAUCUAUCGUAGCCUUGGGGACAGCCUCGCUCUGCGCACUGUCAAGCACGACUCCAAGUGGUUUAGAGAGCCCUAUUUUGUCAGUGCUGUGGAGUGGGGACCUCACAUCUACUUCUUCUUCAGGGAGAUAGCCAUGGAGUUCAAUUACCUGGAGAAGGUGGUGGUGUCACGUGUGGCGCGGGUGUGCAAACGCGACCUGGGUGGGUCUCAGCGCGUCCUGGAGAAGCAGUGGACAUCGUUCCUGAAGGCCCGUCUGAACUGCUCCGUCCCCGGGGAUUCUCACUUCUACUUUAACCUGCUCCACUCCACCAGCCCCAUCAUCAGGAUGCACGGCAGGGACAAUCUGGGGGUGUUUUCUACACCAGCAAACAGUAUUCCGGGUUCGGCGGUGUGUGCCUUCGACAUGGAGCAGCUGGCUGGGGUGUUUGAAGGGAGGUUCAAGGAGCAGAAAUCACCUGAGUCUAUUUGGACGCCUGUUCCAGAUGAAGUCAUCCCGAAGCCAAGACCCGGUGGCUGUGCCAUUCAAGGUUCCAAGUUUAACUCCUCGAAUGUGUUCCCUGAUGAGAUGCUCAACUUUGUCAAAACCCAUCCUCUGAUGGAUGAAGCCGUCCCGUCACUCGGACAAAGACCCUGGAUAGUCAGAACCAUGGUCAGGUACCAGCUGAAUAAGAUGGUGGUGGACACAGAAGCUGGGCCUUAUAGAAACCGAACCGUUCUGUUUCUCGGGUCAAGCAGAGGGACCAUCCUCAAGUUCCUGAUCAUGCCCAACCAGGACAACACCGUCACCAACAGCAACAUCUUCCUGGAGGAACUGGAGGGAUUCAACCCUGAUAAGUGUGCGGAAGACUCUCUGCAGGCCAGGCAGCUGUUGUCUCUGACUCUAGACCGGGCCAGCCACACUCUGCUCCUGGCCUUCCCCUCCUGUGUGGUCAGAGUACCGGUGGCACGAUGCCAGCUCUACUCCCGGUGCAUGAAGAACUGUAUCGCCUCCAGGGAUCCUUACUGUGGCUGGACCAGAGGAAGCACCUGCUCUUUCCUCAGACCUGGGACCAGACUGCCGUUUGAGCAAGAUGUUGAACAAGGAAACGUGGCCCACUUGGGGGACUGUGACGGAAUGCUGCUCCAAGAGACUUUUAUCGAGGAGCCUGACGGCCUGGUGUCCGUAAACCUGCUAGUGGUGUCUGCUGUUUCAGCCUUCACAACAGGAGCCAUCCUCUCCGGCCUCACCGUGUGCUGGAUCAUGAGUCACCGCCACCGCCACUCUCGAGGCUCUGGAGCCAACGGCGCCCGCCGCAAAAAUGACAAAGAGCAGAGCAUGCUGGGGCAGGGCCGCAGCGGGUCAGUAAUGAGCGUAACAAGAACCAGCGGCGGGGAAAGGAGGCGUUCACAGGCGGACAACCCCUUUGUCACGCCCAACGGCUGGCCUAAAGGAGACAUGGACCCAGGCUUGCUGCCUACCCCGGAGCAGACCCCACUGCAGCAGAAACGGUCCAUGCGUCUCCCAGACACCGACUGGGACCAGAGCCAGACCUUCCUCACCGCUGUAGGAACUCCCUGCCCCAACAACUCUGUCAUCUACUUGAGCUCUAAGUUCCUGCAUGGUGGUGGAGGGGGUGGAGGGAUUGUCCGGAUAGAGGACCCAGGGGAGGUUAUGCUGCCCCCGCACCCAGAGCGCCAGCGCUACCUGAUCUUAGCCACCCAGAGAGGGGAGCAAGGUGGCAGUCGUCCCAGUGGCACCCUGAGGAACUCAGCGGGAGAAUACAUCUACCCUGCCACGCCGCAGGACUCCCCCGACCGACGGAGGGUGGUGUCCGCUCCCACUCCCCACAUGGACUAUGGGGAGCCUCGCUGGAGUCACGAGGCGCUCAACUACAACAGCAACAAUGGAGUGCCCUAUCACUCCCAGCGCCCGGGCCUCAUUAGACCAGAUAUGCAUGGGCCUCGAGGGCUGGGAGAACUGGCUGACUUCAGCCAUCUUCUAGGGAAGAACAUGGGAGAGCGCACCCCCAGUGGCCAGUGAGGCGAUGUACGUGAGCCCUGGCACCAAGCUCUCUCUGAACACCCAUUCCCUCCAACAGCAGACUGGAAUAAAUCAACCCCUCAGACUCACUGUCCCGGUCCAACCUUACCCUGUCUGUCCUCUCUCACUGUCAUUCAAUGUUCUGACGUCAUUCAGCUGACUGAAGAGAGAGACAAAGAGAGAGUUGAAAAAGAGGAGGAGCAAACUCUCCUCACGUUCACGCUCCUCUGCUCUUAAUCUGAGGUGCACCCCUCUGCUCUGUAAGUGGUGCAACCCGCAGAGCUUGACACCACAGGACAAACCGUGAGGUAAAGAGAGGGGUGCAAAGGAAAUGGAAGCUUCUUAAAGUGUGGAGAUUAAACAAAAAAAAUGAAGAAAAAAAAAUGAUGAUGAUGAAGGGAAAUUUCCUUGCAGCGCCAAAUGUGAAAGGUCUCCCUCCACCAUUUUGUUCACCGUUUUGACACCAUGGAUCUAAUUUGAGUGUGAAAUUUUGUUUCUGCUUUGGUUAUUUUUGUGCCAGUGGCAUCCAGCAGAAAACAAUGUGCUUUACUUUGGAUUUCAUAUAAGACUAAAACUGUUGUAGCUGUGCCAGCGGGCAGUGACUCUUAAUGAAUCAUGCAGUGUGUGUAUCGUGUGUAUGUGUGAAUGUGAGUCACGAGCCACGACAACCCCAACCAGUGUCCUGUCUGAACUGUGAAGUAUAACUACAUAAUGAAGUUUCUGUACGGAGAAGGUUGAAAUUGACAUUAUUUCCCCUUUUUCUUUUUUUUUUCUUUUUAAAACAAUCACAGAGGAUCAAAUGGGUUUUAUUAUGUGUCUCUUACCAAUCGGAGGUUUGAGUGGUUGACCGGUGGCUAGUGAAGGGUUGAGAUUACUCCCAUUGUAAUUUUUGUGAUUCCCAGUACUUCAGAGGCAGCGCUGGAAAGAGCCAUCAUAAAGUGAAAGAAAGCAAUAAGGACGAAGAUGAAGCCAAUUUAAUUUGAUAUUUUAUAAUAUAAGUGUUUUCUCAGCAAAGCAAACUGAAGUUUAGAUAUGUCAGGAGGAGCUGGGAACAGGAACAAUAUCGCCCCUCCAUUCUUCCCUCCCUAGCUGCCUCUCAGUAUGCCCGGGUCUGUCUGACCUGACCUCAGGCCCCCAUGGGCUCCGCAGUCCAUUUGAGGGAGGGAAUGUGAGCUGUGGCUGUCUGGCUGUGUGACUGGGGCUGUGAGGCCCGGCCGCUCGGGAGCUCCAUUCAGCCUCUUCUGCCCGACACUGAGCCUCUUUGUGCCCCAGAAGCAGGAGGAGACUGCGGCAACAAAUAGCCGUUAAGAGUCAGAGACGUAGCCCAGCACCGCAGCCUAGCAGAAUAUCAAUGAGGAGGACAGCAGCUCCAUCCGUCAGGUGAGAUGUACCAAACCAGGACCGGGCAUCUCGUGGGCUUCACCCACUCUGGUGAUUUACUGGUUUGCCAGGACAAGGGAGGAGCUGAGGGCUGAGGCCACAGUUGGGACACUGCUAGCUGUCACAAUGGUCAUCCCUUGUGGCUUUAUCUCUUUCAGUGUGUUUCACAACAAAAGCGGGAUAAAGAAAACAGAUGGGCAUGGGUAUACUUGGGUGUGGAGUUACUCUUUCACUUGUCUGAUCUUUUGAUGUUUCCUGUUUUUUGUUUUUUUUUGUCCGUUCUCAUCUGUUCUUGAUUCAAAUGUAGAUCCAGAGAUAGCUUUAGUUCAUCUGGGUCAUUGCUUGUUAGAGGUGGUGUUUUUUGUGUCUGUCGGCUUGUUUGUGUGAGUCUCUUUGGGUUUGUGUCCAUGAAUGCGUUACUCAUGUUGAGUGCAAAAAACAACAACUGCUUUGAUCAGUUUUACUCUCAUUCUCACCCUUCUUCUUUUUGUCCACCUUCUUUCUCUAUUGAGCCAUUCAUUUUGUGCAGCAACCCUUUGCUUGACAUUCACAAAUCCGCGCUAAUGGUGUCAGAGCCCUGCGGGGGAACAGUGUAUGCCAUACGAUAUAUUUACACAAUUUUAUUUUACAAAAAGAGGUAGGUUGGAUAAAUACACAAUACACAGUUGAAUUUUUAUUUACUAGUGCCGAUAUGACAGCUUUCAGUUUUUGUGACCGUAAUCAAAUACACGUACUUAUAUAAUUAAAAUAAACAUGUCUUUCCACAAAGCCCUAUUUUCCUUUUAAAAGUAGCAGUGUGGAGCUUUAUAGCGUCUUUUAGCUAAUUUUUGUAGGAGGGUUUCCCUCUCACCACCUUAAUCAAUGUUGAUUUCGGCCUCAGCUAGUAGCUGUUUUUUGCCAUAAUGCUAAAAGAAAUCUGCUGCUCACUAUCUGCAAAAAAUGGCAGACAAACAAAGUUAGCAACCCACUGGUGAACAUUGUGAAACAUUUUGUAGCUAAAGAACAGAUAUUUACACCAUAAGUUGGUGGAGACCAAAAGUCAAUACUGGUCUUCUCCUCAAAAGGUGAUAAUAUGUCAGUGUUAUCAUUACGGUUUGUUUCUGCUGCCACCAAGUGGCCAGAAAAUAAGGCAAUGAAGGUUUAAUACUAAGGCUGGGUAUUGUGAAAUAUUUUAACACUAAGGCCAAUAAAUGUUGUGAAAUCUAUUUUACAUUUACUGUAAUAACAGAAGCCAAGGUAACAUUGUCUAAACACAAGCAGCUGCACGAGAAUUUUCUCAAGAAAAAGAAAUUGUGUAAUUAAAAACAAAAAUAAAACAAUCAAGUCCUUAUUGCAUAAAAAGUAAACAAGAUUGUACAUCUGAUAAAAUACCCAAUACCAGCUGACAGCUUUUGUGCCACGGGCGCAUUCUGUUGGUACCAAAACAACAUUAAGGUUUAGUACCGAGCUCUAAAAAGUACACAGCCAGAGCUGGAGGUACUGCAUGAGACAAGCCAGUAAAAGAGAUUCAUGAAAGCAAGGACAGAGGAGGAGGUCAGGCGGGCGAACAUGAUGUUACUGCAUUACCGCCUGAGCACAUUAAUACAGUGUAUUCUUUACACAUUCCACCCUGAAACAGGUCAUUAGUAUUGAGGAUACGGAGCCCUCCACCCGCCCGGCCUCGCUAUAUCUCUCCGUCUCCAUCUCUGCUGUGAUCUGUGUGUGUGUGUGUGUGGUGUGUGUGUGUGUGUGUGUGUGUGUGUGUGUGUGUGUGUAAGGCCUCUCUGUCUCGGUUGGCUUGCCCAGCCAGCCGUGUCCUCGCUCUGCAUCUCCUCCGGUGUUUCACUAAACAUGCUUGAUUAGGCAAAGUACAUUCCCAGCCCUCUAAUGGCCUGAUGAGCCCUUGAGAAGAUUACAACAGACACAUCAACCCUAAGAGGGAGGUUCAACCAGCUCUUUACGCCCCUCCCCUCCGACCACCAGUCACCACACACACACACACACACACACACACACAUUCACAUGCAUUUGCACAAAUACCAUCGACCCUUUAACCAAAUUGGGGACGCAAUUGAAUUAAGAUCAGAAACUUAGCUCAGGCUUGAAAUAGGCAGUCAACCCUAACUUGUUCUAUGAAAGGUACUGUGCUUGAUGUUAUCUUACUGACUGCAUAAUUUGAUUUACAUUAGUUCAACAUUACAGGGCAACUAAAGAAUUUAGAUGUAGCCUCAUGGAAGUCAGCCUGUUUAUCAAAGUCAUCAUCCUCCCUAUUUCUUUACAUACUUCAUGUCAUUCCAAUUCCUCCUCUUUCAACAGCUGCAUGUUGUCUUCUUUCAAGUUUUUAUUGUUAACAGACACACACUAUCUCUCUGCACACAUACAUUAUAUCUCCACCCAAUGUAAGGCUGAGCCGUUCUUUCAUCCUGUUUGUCCCUAUUAAAGGUGAGCUUGUUAAUUUAAUGAGUUGGUGACAGAAACAGAAUUCAAACGAAUUGACAAAAUCCUGCUUUAUUUCACAUGAAAUCCUGAAUGUGUUACAUUUUGUAGACAUUUCCAAAGCCUUUCAUGCGGUAAAUUGCUUUCCUUUGCCUAGAAAUUAUUUAGUUUGGAGUUUUUUCUUUGUUAAAUGUCGCACAUAUUGCCUCCAGUCCAUCACACAGAUACACACACACACACACACACACACACACCACACACACACACUCUCUCUCUCUCUCUCUCUCCUCCCUCUUUUAUCUCUAUCUUGCACAUAUCAUCACACACACACACACACACACACACACACACACACCACACACACGCACAUGACAUUCUCACCCAGCCUCUGUGACCCAGUCUGUCUGUCUGUGUUCUUAUUUAUCAGGUUGUGUCUGUGUGCCUGUUAAAGAGACCAUGCCUUUGUGUGUUGGGGUUGUUUGUGCCGUGUGGCCCAGUGAUGCGAUGCCUCCCAGCCAAUAACUGCCAAUAAUCUUGCCAGACAGUGAUCCACUGUGCUGUAUGCCCCAGAAAGAGUCCAGAAACGGAGGCAAAGUUGUAUUAAAUCCACCAUCGCACUUGGGAAUAGUGACAUGAAACUUCUUCCUUCUGAGCCAACUUACAAGAGGAAAAAAAGCACAAAAACAAGGCAAAAAAAAAGAGUUGUAGAUGUAUUUAGUCAGCACUGAUCAUCUCUGUCAAGUUUUUUUCUAUAGUUUGUUUCUGUGGUAGGUAUUUGUUUAAGAUUAUACGGAAUAUUAUUGUAUAUGAUUUUUUUAUUUCUCUGGUGUGCCGGAUUUGAUGACGACAAUGAAGACGAACCUGAUGACUAUCAUGUUAAUUAUUUUAUUGACAGUGACAAUGAAGCAGUACUGUGAGCAGCACUGAGGUGUUGUAUUGUGUGUUUUAUUUGGAUGCUGAGUCUGAAAGGACAUGGACGGGAAGAGAAGGAUUAGGAGUGACCGAACUCAUACAGACUGAGGUUCACAAAGAGAUUCUGCUUUUCUCCUGCUACUGUGAAGGACCCAUCCCCGUCGCCCAAGGGCCCUGUGGGGCAGGCGGUCAUCAAAUGAAAACACAUGCCCCUGCUACGUGUACAUAACCUUGAUGCUUACAUGUAAUUUAAGUGCAGUAGCUGCAUGACGACACAGCCUCUGUGUGUGUACAGAAGUAGCGACGUGUGAAUUUGUACAGUACAUGCAAGUGUGUGUGUGCUUCUGUCCGCGAAGAAAUCUGUCUGUCGUCACGCAAAAAAGCAACAUGUGCAUGCACCCUCCAACAACUGCAACUGCGGUACACACACACACUGCACACACACUGCACACACUCCAGCAGUUGUUCACCAUUCUCCACAUUGUCCUGAGCUCUGCCUGUCACUCCGCAUGGAGACUUUGCUCUGUGUCAACUUUCUUAUUCUAAUAAACCACUCAGACGUUGAGCUCCAAGGUGUCA